Molecule: messenger RNA, 849 nt
Organism: Episyrphus balteatus (marmalade hoverfly)
Lineage: Eukaryota; Metazoa; Arthropoda; Insecta; Diptera; Syrphidae
Gene: Prpk
Product: EKC/KEOPS complex subunit TP53RK
Exons: 1
Coding region: 73-756 (227 amino acids)
Biological process (GO): protein phosphorylation
Cellular component (GO): EKC/KEOPS complex; cytosol; nucleus
Molecular function (GO): protein serine/threonine kinase activity; ATP binding
Source: RefSeq, a predicted model, not a curated record
GCUCAAUUUGACAUUUUCUGACAAACACAAUUUUUUGUUGUUGUUUUCAAAUUCAUAUUUGAUAUCAUAGAAAUGGAAUCUGAAGAACUUUUAACCCAGGGAGCAGAAGCCCGAGUUUAUAUUGGCAAAUUAAACGACGAAAAAUGCAUCAUAAAAGAAAGAUUUAUCAAAAAAUAUCGCCACCCAGAUCUGGAUAGCACAAUUACUAAACAACGUAUCAAAGCUGAAAACAAUGCCAUUACACGAUGUCUCGCCGCUGGAGUUCUAGCACCAAAAGUUCUUCAAGUCAAUUAUAAUUCCAAGAAAAUCUACAUGGAAUAUUUUGAUAAAGCAAUAACAUGCAAGGAAUAUAUCAAGAAGAUUGUCUCAACUAAAUCUAUCGCUGAAUCGGAAACUAAACUAUCAGAGCUUUGUGUGGCAAUAGGAGUAAUUCUCAGCAAAAUUCAUACUAACAAUAUAAUUCACGGAGAUUUAACAACAUCUAACAUUUUAGUUGAUCCGAAAGUAGAUGACUUCAGUGAGUAUGAAUUGAUUUUAAUUGAUUUUGGGUUGAGUCAAUAUAGCCAGAGUCCUGAGGAUAAGGGGGUCGAUUUGUACGUGUUGGAGAGGGCUUUACUUAGUACACACAGUCAACAGCCUAAGCUUUUUGAAAUUAUUUUGGCAUCAUACCAAAAACAGACGCAAGAUGGUGAAGCGGUUAUAGCAAGAUUUCAAGAAGUGAGGAGACGUGGUCGUAAGCGAAACAUGGUUGGUUAGUAAUAUUAACUUGAACAACUCAACCAACAUUUUGAAUCUUUUGAAUUUACACUACUUGACUUGCGAUUAAUAAAAAAAAUAAAAAGUUUACAA